Messenger RNA from Lycium ferocissimum, 567 nucleotides. RefSeq lists its product as uncharacterized. The record is from RefSeq and is a predicted model, not a curated record. The transcript has a single exon. The coding region runs from base 1 to 567 and encodes 188 amino acids. Lineage: Eukaryota; Viridiplantae; Streptophyta; Magnoliopsida; Solanales; Solanaceae.
AUGUGCCUUUUGGAUAGUGCUACAACUCACACUAUAUUAAGAGAAAAGAAAUAUUUCUCUCAUUUGGUUAUGAAAAGGGCCUAUGUUAAUACAAUAUCUGGUAGUACAAAAUUAAUUGAGGGUUCUGGAAAAGCGACCUUAUUACUACCUGGAGGAACAAUAUUGGCCAUUAAUAAUGCAUUGUAUUGUAGCAAGUCUCGAAGAAACUUAUUAAGUUUCAAGGUUAUUCGCCAAAAUGGCUAUCAUGUUGAGACUGCCAACGAAGGACAGGUUGAGUACCUUUAUAUUACUACAAUGAAAGCGGGGGAAAGGUUUGUGCAUGAAAAAUUACCCGCACUUUCUUCUGGGUUGUACCAUACAAGUAUCAGUGCGGUUGAAACACAUGUUGUAGUAAAUAAAAGGUUUAAUGGUUCUAAUGAUUUUAUCAUUUGGCAUGACCGGUUGGGCCAUCCCGGUUCUAAUAUGAUGCGCAAAAUAAUUAAGAAUUCACAUGGGCAUACUUUGAAGAACCAAAAGAUUCUUCAAUUUAAGGAAUUCUCUUGUGCUGCUUGUUCUCAAGGAAAUUGA